Colletotrichum chrysophilum is the source of this 1062-nucleotide messenger RNA. RefSeq lists its product as uncharacterized. Lineage: Eukaryota; Fungi; Ascomycota; Sordariomycetes; Glomerellales; Glomerellaceae. The record is from RefSeq and is a predicted model, not a curated record. Bases 1 to 1062 code for a protein of 353 amino acids. The transcript is spliced from 3 exons.
AUGAGUGCCCGAGGCGGAAGCCGUCCACCUCCUCGUGGCCGCCCAAACAAGGUGACCAAGGCCGCCGCCGUUGCCGGCAUCAAGCGGGACCCCCAAGCCCUUGCCCGCGCCACCGCCGCAGCCAGCCGACACCCCCCGUCCGCCGUCGACCACCAGCUCGAACAGCUCGCCCACGAUGCAGAGGCCGAAGCUGAGCACGAAGAUGACGACGAGAUAACCGCUCCCCCUCCUCCCACGACCUCUCAACAACACCACCAACAUCAGCAGCAGCACCACCAGCAGCACCACCCGAACGCCUUCGACCUCGCAGCUGCGGGUAUCCUGGCCAACGGCCCUCCCCCUCCCGACUCGGACAUACAUCCCGAUCUUCACGGCCUACCGGCACAGUUCGCCAUGGAAGCUCACAUGGGCAGUCAAGGCGGCCAUGGUGGCCCGGGAGAUAUUCCCCUGACCGCUGAAGACCUGGCAAAGCAGAGCGGCUACCAUCAGCUGGUCAUCGACAGUGCUCUAGCAAAACGUCUAGCCAACAACGAGGGGCACCGCCUUGCGGUACAAAGACGUGGAGACCAAAACCUCAACUUAAAGAGGCGUAGCAAUGUCGAGGCUCUGCUAGCCCAUGUCUCUGGCCAGGAGACCGCCAGCCCCUCUGUGCCAACUGCUGGUUUAAUGCGAGCGGGUCAAGAUGUUCCUUUCAUGCACAUGCCAGCGGUCCAGAUGCCGCCUCAGGUGUCUGCAAACACAAGCUUUGCCGGCGCAGCGCCGAUGGCUCCCGGCAUGGUCCCCGCAGGCCCUAGCGGCUUCGGGCAGCCAGGCGGCAACCACACAGUGGCCCAGUUCACAAGAGAUGCACUCAACAGAGCGAUGGCGGAGGUCCGAAGUGACGAUCCAAACAUUCGGUUCCAGUUCCGCAUCGAAACGGCGGCGCGGGAGCUAGCGCUGGCUAGCGCCGAGUACGCCGAUUUUCUGGCUCAGCAGGCGGGCCAUGACCCGAGUCAGCACCCUCAAGACGGCGAGGGCUCCGUGCCGGAGGCGGCGAUGGGAGACGGGAACGACGGACCGUGA